This is a messenger RNA of Chaetomium strumarium, 1812 nucleotides long. Its product is annotated as peptidase M16 inactive domain-containing protein. Lineage: Eukaryota; Fungi; Ascomycota; Sordariomycetes; Sordariales; Chaetomiaceae. The record is from RefSeq and is a predicted model, not a curated record. The transcript has 2 exons. Bases 82 to 1812 code for a protein of 576 amino acids. Gene Ontology annotation, molecular function: metalloendopeptidase activity; metal ion binding. Gene Ontology annotation, cellular component: mitochondrion.
GCUCCCAGUGCCACUCGAGAAACUCUGCGACAGCAUCCAACAGCGCCGUCGCACCGUCGCACCGUUGGGCCAACCGCAGCCAUGCUCAGAUCCUGCCGGCCAACAUGGCUAUUAAAGCGGACCCGCCAGCCAUGGAGCCCGAAUAGAGCCAGCCACCUGUCGCUUCCGGCGAGGACGCUCGCAACCGCCGUCGGCCCAGGACUGAGAGUCCGCAAACCCUCAAGUGCGCCCAAGGAGCCGACAGAACGCGAUAAGAUAACAACUCUCUCUAAUGGCAUUCGCGUGGCCUCGGAGGACCUGCCCGAUGCCUUCUCGGGGGUCGGCGUCUAUAUCGACGCCGGAUCCCGGUACGAAAACGACUCGCUGCGUGGUGCGAGCCACAUUAUGGAUCGGCUAGCCUUCAAGUCUACGGGCUCGCGGUCCGCGGAUGACAUGAUAGAGACGGUCGAGAAACUGGGCGGAAACAUUCAGUGCGCUUCCUCCAGAGAGUCGAUGAUGUAUCAGGCGGCAACUUUCAACUCGGCCAUCCCAACGACAGUCGGCCUGUUAGCCGAAACGAUCCGCGACCCGAAACUCGCCGACGAGGAGAUAGAGCAACAGAUCGAGACGGCUGAUUAUGAAGUGAGAGAGAUCUGGUCCAAGCCCGAGCUGAUUCUGCCGGAGCUGGUGCAUACGGCUGCCUUCAAGGAUAACACGCUGGGGAACCCAUUGCUCUGCCCGCAGGAGAGGUUAGGAGCCAUCAACCGGGAUGUCAUCCAGGCGUACAGGGACACCUUUUACAGGCCGGAGCGGAUCGUGGUUGCAUUUGCUGGGGUGCCGCACGAUGAAGCCGUCAGACUGGCCGAGCGUUACUUUGGGGAUAUGAAGGACUCAGACGCUGCGCUCUCGAGGACAGGGUCAGAAACAUCGCUGGAUUCGGCGGUGUCAGACUCGAGCGCGACAUCCACUACCUCGUCUUCCUCGCCCGACUCCGGCCUGUUUUCGAAGAUCCCUUUCCUCAAGAACCUCUCCUCGUCCAACUCCGCCUAUUCCACCGCUAUCACUCCCAUCUCAGCUGAGGAUUUGAGCCGUCCGGCACACUACACUGGCGGUUUCCUCUCCCUCCCGCCGCAGCCCCUCCCCCUAAACCCCAAUCUACCAACCUUCACACACAUCCAGCUCGCGUUCGAGGGCCUUCCCAUCUCGUCCGAAGACAUCUACGCGCUGGCCGCGCUGCAGACGCUCCUCGGCGGCGGCGGCUCCUUCUCGGCCGGCGGGCCGGGCAAGGGCAUGUACUCGCGGCUGUACACCAACGUGCUGAACCAGCACGGCUGGGUCGAGUCGUGCGUCGCCUUCAACCACUCUUACACCGACUCAGGCCUGUUCGGCAUCACCGCCUCUUGCUACCCGGGCCGCACGGCCGCCAUGCUGCAGGUCAUGUGCCGCGAGCUGCACUCGCUGACGCUCGACGGCGGCUACGCGGCGCUGAACUCGAUCGAGGUGGCCCGCGCCAAGAACCAGCUGCGCAGCAGCCUACUGAUGAACCUCGAGAGCCGCAUGGUCGAGUUGGAGGACCUGGGCCGGCAGGUGCAGGUGCACGGGCGGAAGAUCCCGGUUCGCGAGAUGACGAGGAAGAUCAACGACCUGACGGUCCAGGAUCUGAGGAGGGUGGCGCGCAUGGUCGUGGGCGGCAUGGUGCAGAAUAAGGGCAAGGGCAGCGGCGCGCCCACGGUCGUGCUGCAGGAGGCGACGGCGCACGGCGUCAAGACGGCCGAGAUGCCGUGGGACCAGAUACAGGAUGUGAUUUAUCAGUGGAGGCUGGGGAGGCGGUAA